GUUGGAUUGCGAACAAUUCAACGCGCGCGUAUAAAAGGGAAGGCGUGAGCAAAUUCAAACAAGGUCACUCCUGCUUCUUGCACAUUUCACAAAGCACAAACACCCCCAAAACUCGCACAACAAUGCCCGUCGCAAAGAUCUACGGUCUGCCCCUCUCCACCUGCGCCCAGCGCGUCAUGAUGGCGCUGCACGAGCACAACGUCCCCUUUGAAUUCGUCCCAGUCAGCUUUGCCGAGAUCAAGGAGUCGGCCCACCUUGCUCGCCAGCCCUUUGGCCAGAUGCCCGUGUUUGAGGACGUCGACGGCUUCCAGGUCUAUGAAUCUCGCGCCAUCAUCCACUACAUUGACGCCAAGUACAAGGGCCAGGGCAACGACCUGGUCCCCGCGGACAUCAAGCAGGCCGCCCUGGUCGAGCAGUGGCUCUCGGUCGAGUAUUCCAACUUCAAUCCCGCGACCACGGCCAUCGUCACCGAGACCGUCUUCAAGCCGCACCUGUUCAAGAUUGAGGGCGACAUGGCCAAUGCCGAGGCCCAGGCCGCCAAGCUCGCCAAGAUCCUCGACGUCUACGAGCAGCACCUGUCCAAGAACGAGUACCUUGCCAACAACCAAUUCUCGCUCGCUGAUCUUGCCCACCUUCCGUACGGGCAGCACCUUGCCCGCGGCCAGUUCGGUCACCUCAUCACCUCGCGCCCCCACGUCAACGCCUGGUGGAACCGCAUCACCUCGCGCCCCACCUGGCAGAAGGUCCUUUCCCACCAAUAAGCCGCUUGAUUGUUUGAAAUAAAACAAAAAGAUGCUGCAGUAGUGCUUGUUAUGGUAAUACAGCUGUUUUUGUUUG
Capsaspora owczarzaki ATCC 30864 is the source of this 837-nucleotide messenger RNA. RefSeq names its product glutathione transferase. Bases 123 to 761 code for a protein of 212 amino acids. The record is from RefSeq and is a predicted model, not a curated record. Gene Ontology annotation, molecular function: glutathione binding; glutathione transferase activity. Lineage: Eukaryota; Filasterea; Ministeriida; Capsasporidae. The transcript is spliced from 2 exons. Gene Ontology annotation, cellular component: cytoplasm.